GGUGAUUUGCUAAGCUCACAGCAGAGAGGAGUUAGUGAGCCUGAGAGCGGGCACUGCGAACUGCUGGACGAGGCUGCUGCUGCUGUAACAGCGCAUCCCCACUCACAUACAUGUCUGCUGAGAGAGCCCCAGCGCAGAUUAAUCGGUUCCAGAGAUUGGCCCACCGUAAGAAGCAACAAACAGACUAAUGACUAGACCCGAGGAGAAUUAUGGAUUUUGCUAAUAUGGGUAUGAUACAGUUGCAAAACCCCAAUCACCCAACGGGUCUUCUCCUAAAAGCCAACCAAAUGCGGCUGGCGGGGACACUCUGUGAUGUGGUCAUCAUGGUGGAUACUCAAGAGUUUCAUGCCCAUAGGACUAUAUUGGCUUGUACUAGUAAGAUGUUUGAAAUACUCUUCCAUCGUAGCAGCCAGCAUUACACCUUGGACUUUCUGUCACCAAAGACUUUCCAACAGAUUUUGGAAUACGCUUAUACUGCCACUCUGCAGGCUAAAGUUGAAGAUUUGGAUGACCUCCUGUAUGCAGCAGAAAUUCUAGAAAUAGAGUACUUAGAAGAGCAGUGUCUGAAGAUCUUAGAAACCAUACAAGCUUCGGAGGAGAAUGAUGGUGAACUUUCUACAUGUGAGAGGGCCAUGGAUGAUGAGGAAGAUAGAAAGUCAAGAUUUAUUAAAAGCAUGUUAAACACAAAGCAUUCCAGUGAAGAGAGUGGUUAUACCAGCUUGGGUAACCAGAGCCUGGUGGAUCAAAGUCCAUCAGUAUCAACAUCCUAUGGACUUUCAGGUAUGAGCCCAACCAAGACUGCUGUGGAUAGCCUAAUGACAAUUGGCCAGUCAUUGCUUCAAGGAGCACUGCAACAAAAGGCACUAGACUUGCACUCCAGUAGCCGGCUUCCAAGUCUAUCAGAAGUGAAAUCUGAGGCAAUGCUGGUUGACGAGAUCUGUAACCAAGAUAGCACUACUGCUGAGUCCAGUGCAUCAGCUGGGGACAAAUCAGAUGAUAAAAGCAAAGAUAGCCCAGGAACCCCAACCCGCAGUAGUGUUAUCACAAGUGCUCGAGAUCUUAAUGUUGGCCGUGAUGAGAAUGCUCCUGAUCAGACUUUUGACUUAGGCCAAGGUUUCAGCCUUGGGCCAGAGCAUGCUAUCUCUCAUGCUGAGAAACAUCUUAGUGUCUACUCCGUUCUCCCAAACCAUAAGGGGGAAUCAUUGAUUAGUGUGCCAACUUCCAUGGCAUCCGCUCUUCACAUGCAACCAGCUUUGGCUGUAUCAAUGGACUUCAGCGCUUAUGGAGGACUUCUGCCCCAAGGCUUCAUUCAAAGAGAGUUGUUCAGCAAACUUGGUGAAAUUGCAGCUGGGAUGAAGAAUGACGGCAGAAAUAUCUGUGAUCGGUGCAGUGUGUGUGGAGCAAACCUUCCAGAUAAUGACUCUGUUGAACAUCACCGGAAGCUGCACAGUGGUAUCAAGACAUAUGGCUGCGAGCUUUGUGGAAAGAGAUUUCUGGACAGUUUGAGACUUCGCAUGCACUUGCUGGCUCAUUCAGCUGGAGCCAAAGCAUUUGUAUGUGAGCAGUGUGGAGCACAGUUCUCAAAGGAAGACGCAUAUGAAGCUCACCGGCGGACGCACAACGGAUCUGAUAUGGCUGUAUUCUGUCUCCUCUGCGGGAAGCGAUUUCAGACUCAGACUGCUCUCCAGCAGCACAUGGAGGUCCAUGCGGGAGUACGAAGUUACAUCUGCAGCGAGUGCAACAGGACUUUUCCAAGCCAUACCGCACUCAAACGCCACCUCCGCUCACAUACAGGUGACCAUCCGUACGAGUGUGAGUUUUGUGGAAGCUGUUUCCGGGAUGAAAGUACACUGAAGGGUCACAAGCGUAUCCACACUGGGGAAAAGCCCUAUGAGUGCAAUGGCUGCGGGAAAAAAUUCAGCCUCAAGCACCAGCUGGAAACGCAUUAUAGAGUUCACACAGGUGAAAAACCAUUUGAGUGCAAGUUGUGCCAUCAGCGCUCAAGAGAUUAUUCUGCCAUGAUCAAGCAUCUUCGCACCCACAAUGGAGCCUCUCCUUACCAGUGUACCAUCUGCCUGGAGUAUUGUCCCAGCCUGUCUGCCAUGCAGAAACACAUGAAGAGUCACAAGCCUGAGGACAUCCCUGCCGACUGGAGAAUUGAAAAGACCUACUUGUACUUGUGUUAUGUGUAGUGGGAUAAGCAAAAUGUUUGUGGGAGGUGAAAGUCAAAGUUAUAUGGGGAAGGCCGAGCAAUACAGACCUCUAAAAGAAAAAGUCACAACCCACUUAAAAGCAAAAAAAUCAAACACAUCCACCAUUUUUUGGCUUUUUUUUUUUUUAUUGUGGGAAGCUUAAAGCUCUUUUGAAAGGAGGCCUAAUGGAGUUUGUUUUUUGUUUUUAUUUUGAGAUUGAGUGGGGCAUCAUCGUGAGAAUGAAGACAUUUUAUGCCAGCCCACCCAAUUAUUAGGAAUGAAAAUGAUGGUCUUUGGUAUUUUCUUCAGAAUUUACCAAAAAAGUGAAAGGUGAAAUGUUUUCCACAUGACUUUAUAGUACUUAGGACAGUAUGGUUUUUAAAUAUGACCAUAAUAGCAUUGGAUGUUGGUGGCGAUCCAUAAAUUCUAAGCCCAUAUAUUAUUUUACAUAAAAUGUUGAAACGUAUAUUGGAGCUUAAUUCAAUUUUCAUUUCAUCAUCGUAAGAUGUGAUUGGAUAUACCUUAUGAGCAAAGGUCCCUCUAGACUUUAUUGGGAUGAGUAUAAUGACCAAACCAGAUCAACUGGAUUGUAUAAAAAAAGAAAGAAAGAAAAGUAUUGUGCUUUAUUGUAGAGCAUAAGUUGUAAUACCACCUGGUAUUCAUUUGUAUUUUGUAGCACUGAAGGGGUUUGAAACCUCAGAUUUUAGGUUUGCCUUCAAUAAUGUUUAUAUUCACUGAUGAUGUCAAGUCAUUGUUCAGUUUGGAUGUGUAAUUUUUAUGUUAUUACAUAAUACCCCAAUCUUCCUCACUUCUACUCACACUUUCUUGAAGAUUUCGAAGCUCAGCACUUUGGAAGAUAAUUACUCUUCAUUCUGGUGGAAAAUACUCCACUAAUAAAGAUAGGCAACACAACAUACUUGGAGACAAUUAGCAAACCUAGCUAAAUUAGUCUUAAAUAAGCCCAUAUACUGUCAGCAGGCCUAAACAGACCAAUGGAAGGUGAUCCAGUGUUACUGUGAGAUAUAUAUGCCAACAAUAAAAGGUCUGGCUCGUCUGUUUCCCCAUCUGAUAUAAACUCAUUAGAGCCACUAUUAUAUAUGGAUGUGUUUGGUUAAUUUGCAGGUUUCCCAUUUCUUCAUAUCUGAAAAAAGUUUUUCAGCAUCCUCUUGUUGAGUAUAUUGGUACAUUGUCACAUAGGCCAGUUAGUAAAUAGGGGGCUGCUUCUAUGUAUAUAUUUUUAUUGUUUCAUUUUGUUAUUAUGUUUAGCACAUUGUACUUGAAUUUUUGUUUUUUUAUGACCUCAUAUGUAUCAAUGCCUCAUUUGAGGCAUUUUGUUACUUUAAGACAUGUUGUAGGAAAAAUGUGCCAAGAUAGAGAAAUGGGCAAGAUGAGAGAUUAUCUCAUUUAUUUUUGUUUUUUUGUUUUGUACCAAAUACGGUAUUCAGUGUAGGGUUGACGCUGCCCUUUCGCAUUGUGGUUGGGCUUUUUUUUUUUUUUUUCAUUCAUGAAAGCUACCUCUUAACCCAUUUGCUGCAAGAGGAUCCUACAACACAUUUAAAACAAUGCUUUAUAGGUCCCUCCAACAGCUUAAAUGGUUAAUUAUGUUAUGUUCAAUUAAAAUGCUGUUUCUUGUUAAUCUUAUGUUACGCUUAAUGAAUUUUUUCAUCUCAUUUUUUUUUCUUGCUAUUACAGUAUGUUUGUGAUUAAGCUGCAUUUAUAUAUAAUGUAAGAGGUUUAGGGUAUUAUUUUGUAGGUAGCCUUACUGGGGGAAGUGGGAGAAAAACAGAGGAUAAAUUAACCUUCUUACUACAAAGGUCUUGCCUUUUUGACACCUUCGUUGUAUAAAGGGGAUAUGAAACCACUGUCGUUUUUUGGCUAUUUUAAACCUUAAAAACUGAUUUAGGUGGUAAAAAUGGCUUCCCAUGUUAGAGAUGUAUUAAUGUAGCUCUAAUGGUUAGUGAAAGGGGAGUGAAGGAUCUGUGGUUUAAACUUGAAUUUGUGAAUAGAAGUUUAGAAUUUUUUUUUUAUUCAUAAUGUGAAGGUGAUGAAAGUAUUAAAUCUCUUGGCAGGUAUAAAUAUAUUUUUCUCAGUGCGUACCAAUGCAGACAAAGGCCGGCCACAAUUUGCAAGGCAGAAAUGUUAGGUGUUUGCGAGGAAUUUCCUCACUAGACACAGGGAAAUAAGGGAUUAAAAAAGUUAUUCCACAAAAACAAAUGCAAACUUCUUUUUUUCUAUCCCAUCCCUGAGGAGUAUGCUCUGAACUUUCUCCUCCUCCUCGAAAUUAAUGAAAAACAUGAAACAUUGGAAGGGUAGGGCAAAAUAUUCGCAAAGUUGUGAUAUUUUUGUAAUAUUUGUUAGUCUUUUUGUCAGUUUUGGGCCUACAUAUAUAUCUAUAUAUAUUUUUUUUUUGUAAUGUGAACAGGACUCUGUGCGUGUGUGUUAGUGUGUAUGCACGCGUGGUCAAGCAGUACACUGCGUGUUAAAUUGUAAUGAAAGUCAUACAGUAUUGUGCUUAAUCAGAGACUCUGCUUCUACCUGGCAUAGGAAUGUAAAUGUUGAUUGCGGUUGUUGGUUCAAGACCCUGAUAACGUCAUAAUGACACCUUCAAGACACCUCUUGAUAUUUUUUUUUCUUUUUAUUCCUAUUAUGACUGGUCCUCAUGGAGAAAAAAUGUUGCUUCAGGUCAAUUUUGUAUACCUUUAUCACUUCACACACAAGUUACUGAAGCAAGUAACACAAAAACUUUGGACACACCCUGAAAGAGUGGGCACCAUCAUGGUAACUAAAAAUAUAAAUACUGUACCUUUUGCAGUGUGAACACAAAAUAAAGUUUUAGAGCAUUACAUAUCCAGCAAAAAAUAAAUUCAGAUUAGAUCGCUCAUCUAAAUCAGAAUGAGUAAAUUAAUUCAGUUGGGGGUAAUGCCUGAAGCGUGUCGUUGAAACAGCAGCAAUGGCAUGCCAAACCAGCCCCAAUUCAUCCCAGUUACCCCUCCUUCCGAAAUUGCAUAUUUUUAUUUGCAGUUCCAUAAGGCAACAUCCAAAAAUAUGCUUUCUCUGGGAUACUGCAAGUACGACACGAGAUCGCGAGCAUUGCCUGCGACCCCUUAUAGUUCUUGCAGGGUCAAUGACCAGACAAAUAGCUGUUGAACAGAUAUAAAAUUAUUUAUAUAAGUUUUAAGUAAUUUACAUUGUAUAAGGUUCUCUUUAAUUCCAUUUAAAAACAAUUAAUAUGCUCUGAUCCAUAGUAACCAUCCAGAUAGCUUUAACAGUUAUCACUGGAUUAAUGAAAGCAAGGAUCUAUAAUGUUGCUAUGGGUUACAGCAUCAUUGAAUUUUUACAUCAUGUCAUUAAAUAAGCACAAUAGUGCAGUAUGUUCAUCUUUGCGGAUAUGUUGGUGCUGUAGAAUUUUGCAUUGUGUUUUUCCAGUUUUGCUUAAAAGUCCAACAUCUUUUUUUUUUUUUUUCUUUUACCUGAAACCGUGAUGCAGGGUUUUCAUUUCUAUAAAAUGCCAGCUACAUGUUGUCAGAAAAAAGGCUUCUUUAUUCUUUGUGCCUAAACAUUUUCUUCCUUUUUUUAUGAAAAAAAAAUCUUUAAAAAAAAAAAAAUAGCAGGAAAACUGUGUCCAGCUACAAAACAUAUGUAUUAAAGAAAAAAAAAAAUCUGCUGCAGUUUAUCACAAGUGUUCUGACUGUAACAGAGCAGCAUGCUUUGGAUAUAUUUUUCGGGGGUGGCUGUUACUCUAAUGUUUCGGAAAUUAAAUAAUUUUGCAAUAAAGCUUACAUUCUAAUAUUUAGGAGACUUUAACUGACAUUUAAAAUAUGGUGUUAUAAAGUUUGCAGUGAAAAAUGUAACGGGAUUCCAUUAAAUCCAAUAUAUGGAACAGUCUAGUCAUUCUUGAUCAGUUAGUUUAAAAACUGAUUUACCUUCCCAAUUAUGUUGUCAUAUUUUCAUUGUCCAUAAUUAACUUACAGUACUUACCUGUUAUAGGAGACUGUAAAUAAUAACAACAGGAGAUUACUUUUAGUCGUAUGUCCGUUCUAAUAAAGGACAUUGUAACACAAAAUGUUUAGAUGUCCUAUUUUCAUGUUAGAAUAUGUAAACAAUAACAUUCAAAUCCUAAAUUGGUUCUAGAUUUACCAUAAGAGGUAAAAUAUCAAGAGUAUCUACUUUAGAAAACCGGACGUUGCUGUACGUAGCAUUUAAUUCUGCAGAAGGAAAAGUACCCUGGAUUUAUAUAUAAUAAUCUAAAUUUAAAUAUAACCACGAUUAUGGAAAAUGUCAUGCAUACUUUUUUUAUCAUAAUCACACUUAAAUUUGUUCAGUUUAAAUGUAUUUUUAACUGAAAUUCUCAUUAACUGGAAUUCAUUAUCUAUAGUCACUCCUGAAAUGACGUCCAAAGCAGUCAGUCUGUUCCAUUGUCCUUGUUGUACCUCUCAUAUUGUGUUUUGCAUGUGCUUUGUAAGAGGCCUGGUUAAACAGCAAAAUAAUCUUUCCAUGUAUAUGUGUACAAUUAUUGUAGCAUUACGGACCAACUGCCCUGAGGGACCUAGCAAAUUAUGGCUUUCUUUUUACCCUCCCUAUUUUCUAGCAUUUUUUGUUGUUGUUGUUUUCUCAUUUAAUUUUCUUACUUUUGUUUUUAUUGCUAGCUUGUAUUUCGUACCAGCACAAGUGCCAGUUGCAAAUGCUGUCAAAAAUAAAUUAAUAGAAAAAAAAAUCAACAAAUUAAUAAUAAAUAAAAUGGAAUAUAGUGUUUUUAUAAAUGGAUGUUAACCAUUUUUAUGCUGGCGGGUUUGGCAAUGUUUUGGCAGACCCCUCUGCAUCAAAGUGAUUACAUGUUAAGUCUACCUCAGCACCCUUUGCCUAAGUUUAAUGGGUGCCCACUGGUUGUGUUGCCUAAAAUACUUUAUAUCCUCUCUUUUACUUGUCUCCCUCUUUUAAAGUUUGUUUUUUAUUCAAUUUUUGUUUGUUUUUUGUUUUUCAAAAUCAGUGGCUCAUGUAAGGUGCAAAAUCUAAUCAAUUAAGUCAGAUAUUUUUUAUCGCAAGGUAACACAUUAUAGAGCUUAGUUGGUAAACGGAUGAUCCUAGCACAAAUGGGAUGUAAGUUGGGUGCAACAAAUAAAAUAUUUUGCUUUCAUUAGUAUAUUAGUUAUUGUGUGCUACUGCAACAUUACGCAUUAUUUUUUGGAUAAUAUAACCGUUAAAGUAAAAUGUUUUGUUAUCUUUAUUAAACGGACCAUAAAUUAAAUCUUGUAACUCCACCUAACUUUAUUCAUUGUGCAGGGCUUUACAUAGAAGCCUGGCUGGACACAAAUCAGUUCUCUCUUUGUAACGAAGAACCCAUAUUUGGCUUCUCGACUGUGUUAAAUAGUACUUUGAUGGCUAGUGUGAACUGCCAGUCCCUCUUCCAGUUUUGCAGUUAGAUUGGUAGGGCGGUUGGGAAGUGGAACAAUAACUCCGUAGAACUCAUCAAUGGAGUUCAGAACAAUGUAGUACCAGCAACACAUUUUCCUGGCACUGGAAAUUGUAGGCUGCUAUGACAUUACUACAGGUUGAAUAUUUUAUCAUUGUAAUAUUGCUAACGGCUUCCCCCCAGGUUACAAAUCUGAAAUGGUGUAGGCAUUUCACGCUGUUACCAUGGGUCAACUAUUGAAACGCCAACUUAGGAGUGAUUUGGAGUAGAUUGAGGUAUGAGCCAGGGUUGGUCAACUAAAGAUAUAUAUAACGUUACUGUUUUGGUGGUUAUUAACUUGAAAAUUGCAUCCUAAUUCCCCUGCAUAAUCUCGCUCUAGAUAGACUGUACUCUUUUGUAUUAAAAACAUUAUACAUUGGCAUAUUGGAUAUUUUCCAAUACCUUUUGGCUACACAUUUACACUCUUAAGGAGGACUUGAAUGUCCUGGUGAACCUUGGUUUGAGAGCUUAUGCUCCAGAAAGUUAUCUUGCAAUUAUGUAUGCUGAUUGCAGCCACAAAUGUUAUCCAUCUGGUUGUGUGGUGCAAUACAACGAUUUGUUUCUAAUUUGGGUUUCUGCCAUAUCUGGUCCAGUCAUAGUUUGGUUGGGUAUGGCAAGCCCAGACACCAUAUAGUAUCCAUCAAUAUGGUCCUGUGGAUCAGUGACCAUCCAAAAUCACAUAAUGUUUGGCCAUCUUGAGUAAGUACAGUUGGCUUUCCUCAGAUUUUUGGGGGUCAUUAAGGUCCAAGUUAUAAGCUGUGCAAUGGUCUGCUUAGCGCAUUGUACAUUUUGGCUAUCGCUAAAAUCAAUGCAAGCAGCUUAAAAUUCAUUAUUUUGUUCUGCUUUGAUACACCAAUACAGUUUAGCUUUUCAGUGCAUAAAAAUUAACAGGGAUGGGGGGGGGGGGGGUGUAUUGUACUUUAUUCAUAAGAAACAAAAUUGACAAAACCUUAAUGAGCUUCUGCUUUUCAAUUUUUUGCAUUGCUUUUGUUAACCAGUUUGCAAAAAUUCUGUUUUUUGUUUUUGUUAUUAUUAUUAUUUUUUGCUUAGCAGAUGCAGUAAUCUCCAGAGGGCAUAGCUACAUUACUGACUCUCACCCUAUCUGUGCCACUUUCUCUUGCCAUGCUGUGUAGACAAGCAUUUCCUCUCUACAGUGUUUCUCAUUCUCUCUUCUUGGUUUUCUGUUUGGGUUUUUUUUUCCCUUUGCCGGAGAAAAAAAAUUUGAUUAAAAUGCUGCAGGAUUUUUUUUCUCUCUACAUUGUCACUAAGUGAAGUUUGUGCCUUGUAUAGCAAAGAAAAUAUUUUUUACAUCCUACUAACAGUAAAAUAAAUUUUUUUGUAGUGAACAUUUUUUGUAUUUUUAUUUAUAAGUCUCAUAAAAAAAACAAAAAAUAGCAAAUGUUCGGUUGUAUACCUUAAAUCUGCAGUUAGAAUAAAGUUAAUUCCAUUGUCA
Pseudophryne corroboree (corroboree frog) is the source of this 9094-nucleotide messenger RNA. It is a transcript of the gene ZBTB16, whose product is annotated as zinc finger and BTB domain containing 16. Lineage: Eukaryota; Metazoa; Chordata; Amphibia; Anura; Myobatrachidae. Bases 210 to 2192 code for a protein of 660 amino acids. The transcript has 7 exons. Gene Ontology annotation, cellular component: nucleus. Gene Ontology annotation, molecular function: DNA-binding transcription factor activity, RNA polymerase II-specific; protein binding. Gene Ontology annotation, biological process: regulation of transcription by RNA polymerase II. The record is from RefSeq and is a predicted model, not a curated record.